This is a messenger RNA of Drosophila kikkawai, 1015 nucleotides long. It is a transcript of the gene Rpn12R, whose product is annotated as Regulatory particle non-ATPase 12-related. NCBI's taxonomy places the organism in Eukaryota, Metazoa, Arthropoda, Insecta, Diptera, Drosophilidae. Gene Ontology annotation, biological process: proteasome-mediated ubiquitin-dependent protein catabolic process. The record is from RefSeq and is a predicted model, not a curated record. Gene Ontology annotation, cellular component: proteasome regulatory particle, lid subcomplex; proteasome regulatory particle; nucleus.
UCUAAGCAGCUUUGGUUUAGCUCUGUCAUUUUUUGAUCACCAAAAAAUUCAGAAACUAUAAAUUGAAUUCCUGCCUAACCUCCCACCAUGGCCAAUCUCUACAACGAACUGAAAACCGAGUGGAGCAAGUAUGCUCCAAAUCUGGAACACUGUGCCACCUUGCUGGAUGGAUUCAAGCUGGAGUUAGUGCGCUCUAACUUUGGCUCGCCGCAGGCAUCGUCCAGUUCAAAGCAGAAGGAGCAGCUGGUUCGUUACCGGGAGAUGCUGGAGAUCGCCGUGGAGCACAGCAUUGCCACCAAGGACUAUGCUGCCUUUGAGCGGUACAUGGCCCAGCUGAAUACCUAUUAUUUCGACUAUGACAAGGUCCUGGUGCCGUCGGUGCACAUGCACAAGUUCAUGGGCCUAAAUCUGCUCUACAUGCUGGCCACCAAUCGGAUUGCAGAUUUCCACAUUGAACUCGAACGUCUGCCGAUGGCUCUGCUGACCAACAAUAAUUUCAUCAAGCCGGUGUUGAACCUGGAGAACUACUUCAUGGAGGGCAGAUACAACAAGAUUCUGCAGGCCAAGAAGUCGCUGCCGGCGGAGAUAUACACAAAUUUCAUGAACAUGCUGGUGGACACUGCUCGCGAUGAGAUAGCAUCCUGCUUGGAGAAGUCCUACGACAAGAUAGCACCCAAACUGGCUGCCCAGCGGCUGGGUUUUCGUACUGGCAGCAAGGAGCUCUCGGACCUGGCCGAACGGCGUCUCUGGAAUGUAGACGAUGCAGGGAACUAUGACUUUGCCGGACUCAAUAUCAGGCAGGUGGAGAAGGUCUCGGCGAAGGAUAUAGCCAGUUGUAAUCUAUCCUAUGCCCAGGAGUUGGAGAAAAUCGUUUGAGCAGUGGAUAGAAAUAGCUCUCCCCCCGAUAUUGUUAUAUUUAAUCCACUCAAGCAGAAAAUAAUGUCCGAAAUUUACACAUUCAUUGGAAGAAAUUCAGUAAAGCGGCAACCGGAAAUUUGUCAGAUUUAAUUUUUCA